GAUCACAAAGUUGUGAUUUGUGUUGUUAUUCGCACGUGUGAAAACCUAUAUGCAUUAAGAUGUGUGAUAAAGCAGCUAUAGAACAGCCGAUAGAGUUGGAAUAUAAGAAAACUGGUAUAAAUCCUGAUGAAAUAGCACUUCUUAGGCGAUGGGUGAACACACAACCUCAUUUACCAUGGAGAUAUAUAUCAGAUCUCGACUUGCUACUCUGCUACUACAGCUGCUACGGUAGCACGGCCGUCACGAAGCAAGUACUUGACCUCCACUUUACGCUGAAAACACAUUUCACGAACUUCUUCAAGGACAGAGUUGUCGAUCAGAACAUCAUAAGAGCAUUGAAAACUGUAUUGAUUAUGCCUCUUGAGACGUUGUCAUAUGAUGGCUACACAGUGGUCUACCAUCGAUUAAUCGACACCGAUGCUAAGAAUUUUGUAUACCAGCACAUCACUAAGGCAGCCCUAAUGCUAAUGGACGUCAAACAGUACGAAUUGGGAACCGCCCCUGGUAUCAUACUUGUCGUGGACAUGGUUGGAGUCACUUUGAGCCACAUCGGUAAAUUGGAUCUGCUCACGUUACAGCAGUUCUUGUAUUUUUUGCAGGAAGCACUGUUAGUCAGACUUAAAGGGAUACACUUUAUGAAUGCUCCGUCCUUCGUUGACAAGCUCCUGAUGCUGAUGCGGCCAUUUUUGAAGAAGGAGCUAAUGGACAUUCUGCACAUACACCAAGUGGGGUCCAAAGGAAUCGAAAAGUAUUUCCCCCUUGAAGCCUUACCGAAAGAAUCUGGUGGACAGUAUUUGAGCAUGUCCGAAGUUGUGCAAUCAAAUAUUGAAAAACUACAAGUGAAUACGCGUUUCUUUGAGGAAGAAGCCAAGAAACGUGUGACAGAAUCGGAGAGGCCUGGAAAGCCUAAAUCUAUUAAUGACAUUUUCGGCGGAGUGGAAGGUUCCUUUAAGAAGCUGGAAAUUGAUUAAUUCGUAUUUUUGUGUACAAUUUAUUAGUGAUAUAAGCAAAAGAAGUUAUA
This is a messenger RNA of Zerene cesonia (dogface butterfly), 1021 nucleotides long. Its product is annotated as alpha-tocopherol transfer protein-like. Gene Ontology annotation, cellular component: membrane. Gene Ontology annotation, molecular function: phosphatidylinositol bisphosphate binding. The coding region runs from base 60 to 971 and encodes 303 amino acids. The transcript has 7 exons. Lineage: Eukaryota; Metazoa; Arthropoda; Insecta; Lepidoptera; Pieridae. The record is from RefSeq and is a predicted model, not a curated record.